CGGGUGGGUUUUUUUGGGGCGGGGGAGCAUGUCCUUCAAGCGGGAGGGCGACGACCCCAGCCAGCUGCAGGUGCUCAAGAAACGGAGGGUGGCAGAGCUUCUGGCCAAUUAUAUUCCCGAGGACGAAGCCUUGUUGCUGCGCGAUGGCAGGUAUUCCUGCACCGUUUGCUUCCAAAGGCCGGUUUUUGAUACUCUGGACAUGCUCACGAUUCACCGUUCUGGAAAGAAACAUUUAGCCAGUUUGCAGAAGUUUUACGGGAAGAAACGCUCCCUCGAGAACGAAAUUCAGAAGCGUCGGCAUCAGGCGUACGUGGACGCGGAAGAAAAUGGCGCCCAGGUGGCUCAGGGACCGGCGCCAUUGCUUGCCCAAACGCGGAGGAUUACCCAGAAUGCAUUGCUGAAAACCGUGCCCUACAACAGCUGCUGCCGCCCCAAAAGGAAUGAGGCUGCUGCCGGCAGUUCAGGGGCGAGUGCCGGCUUCAGAGCAGCGGAAAUGCCAGUGAUGCCCAAACCCUCCGGUUCUGACUCGGUGGACGAAGAGAGGCAAGUUGAAGAGGAAGCGAGCCCCUCUGCCCGUUUGUCCGGCUGUGGACACGCAACAGCAGAGACUCGGGAGAAAAAGGCUGCCCGACAAAGAAAGAGGCGCACAACCCGGAAAUCGUCCGAGCCCAACGAUCCGGAGAAGAGACGCACCUUGGAGCAUUACCUGAAGCUGAAAAGUUCAGGGUGGAUUCAAGACGGGUCGGGCAAAUGGGUCAAAGAUGAGAACGUUGAGUUCGAUUCGGACGAGGAGGAGCCCCCAACGCUGCCCCCAUCCUGAUGGCGGAUGGAAAAUGCCCCCACCCCACCCCGCCGUACUUUGGAAGUGUGUGAAGAACAUCCUGGAAAUCUGGAAUGAAAGAGCACAACUCUCAGAAAAAGCACUUUUGGCCCGAACACUGUGACCUUCGUGCAUUGAAAGCAUCCUUUUUGCCA
This is a messenger RNA of Ahaetulla prasina, 975 nucleotides long. RefSeq names its product sodium channel modifier 1 (gene SCNM1). Gene Ontology annotation, cellular component: nucleus. NCBI's taxonomy places the organism in Eukaryota, Metazoa, Chordata, Lepidosauria, Squamata, Colubridae. Gene Ontology annotation, biological process: RNA splicing. The record is from RefSeq and is a predicted model, not a curated record. The coding region runs from base 29 to 820 and encodes 263 amino acids. The transcript is spliced from 8 exons.